Molecule: messenger RNA, 1449 nt
Organism: Hemiscyllium ocellatum (epaulette shark)
Lineage: Eukaryota; Metazoa; Chordata; Chondrichthyes; Orectolobiformes; Hemiscylliidae
Gene: mettl8
Product: methyltransferase 8, methylcytidine
Exons: 10
Coding region: 79-1284 (401 amino acids)
Molecular function (GO): tRNA (cytidine-N3)-methyltransferase activity
Source: RefSeq, a predicted model, not a curated record
CGGAAGUAGUUCUUGUGCCUGUGUCCACGGGAAGUAAUUAGGUAUAUUUGUAUUCCUUGGAACGGACAUUAGAUCAAUAUGAAGAGGAGAUCACAAGUGGGGUUAAUUCACACUCUGCAUUUGGCAUUGCUGAGGAAACUUGGCUUGCAGUGUAAAUUCCAAAGUGGUAGACGACCAACUGCUCCUCUUGGUUCCCGGAUUUUAUCUGAUCCUAGCAAAGUAUAUGAACAUAAUAUGUGGGAUCACAUCCAGUGGACACCUGAACAGGAAGAGCUUGCUAGACAAAAAGCUGAAGAAAAUUCCAGCAUUAAAGUUUCAAUGGAAGACCAAGUCCAAUAUGACAAAGAUGCCAGUGUCUACUGGGACAAAUUCUACAGAGCUCAUCAAAAUAAAUUCUUCAAAGAUCGUAGAUGGUUGUUCCAGGAGUUUCCUGAACUAUUUCCAAAUAGAGCAUUCGAUGGGAAUGAAGGGGUUAAGGAAUCAACACAUAAUUCUGCAGGUUUGGGUCAAGCAAAGUUGGAUUGUUUUAACAAGACAUGUGAUAAACAACAUAUUGCUGAUACUGUACAGAAAGAAAAUCCUGUAAAACAAACAAAGAGCGGCAAAAAUUUGGAAUAUAUGAAGCAAGACAAGAGGAGGACAGACAUGUGGAAAAAUCCAGAAUAUUUUCCUGGUAUUGAUUUCAACUUCAGAAUUUUUGAGGUUGGAUGUGGUGCUGGGAACAGUGUUUUUCCUGUUCUGGAUGAAAUUUGCAAUCCCAGACCAUUCCUUUAUUGCUGUGACUUCUCAGAAUUUGCAGUAGAGCUGGUGAAGUCUCACCCCUCAUACAAUCCAAGCCGAUGUUAUGCCUUUGUUCACGAUCUGUGCAAUGAAGCAGGCGCCACUUACCCGUUUCCAGAUGGAAGUAUUGAUAUCAUUCUUCUUGUAUUUGUGCUUUCUUCUAUUCACCCAAAGAGAAUGCAGAAUGUCAUAAAUAGACUAAGCAAAUUGCUUAAACCUGGAGGGAUGAUAUUAUUUCGGGAUUAUGGCAGAUAUGAUAUGACUCAACUAAGAUUAAAGAAAGGUCGUUGCUUAUUUGGGAACUUCUAUGUUCGGGGAGAUGGUACUUGUGUUUACUUCUUUACAAAAGAAGAAAUUUCAAAUAUAUUCACUUCGGCUGGAUUGAAGGAAGUUCAAAAUUUAAUGGAUCGACGACUUCAAGUUAACCGCAAAAAAAGAAUUGCAAUGCAUCGUGUUUGGGUGCAAUGCAAAUACCUAAAGCCGUCUGUAAACUAUUUAAGAUAAGAUUUAAAAUGUUUAUUUUUGCAUUUUUUUUUAAAUGAUGUUGCUCCAGGUGGAAAAGUUUCACUACUGUAUGCUGUUAAUUUAUUUCUGUUCCUUGAAUGCAUAGGUAUAUUUUUUCCUUUUUUCAAAAUCUAAUUUUACUUUAAAUAUUACAGUGAACCUGAA